GAGCUACGACGCACUAUCGCCGGACCCUGUAUGUAAAUAAAAAAUGUCCACCAUGUUUAUUGUUAAAUCUACUAAAAAAGUGGUGCUAUAAAAAAACAGUCGCCUAAAACUUAUUAGGUAUUGAAGCAAGUAUUUACAUUUAUUACAAUGUCUGAAUUUGAAAUUCAAGAAAUUGAAGUUAAUCAUAGAAAUCUAAUUCAAAAAGUAGCCUUUGAUCAGUGUGGUUCUCGAAUGGCAACAUGUUCCAAUGAUCGCUUUGUGAAGGUUUGGGAUAAAAACAGCGAUGGUGAUUGGACACUAACAUCUAGCUGGAAGGCACACUCAGCUUCAGUCUGGAAAGUUACGUGGGCACAUCCAGAGUUUGGUCAUGUAUUGGCAACUUGUUCAUUUGAUCGUACUGCAGCUGUAUGGGAGGAAAUUGUUGGUGAUAUGCCAGGACCUCGUCAAAGAGGUACAAGACACUGGGUUGGAAGGACACAUCUAGUCGAUUCAAGGACGUCAGUUACUGAUGUGAAGUUUGGACCUAAAGCACAAGGACUACUUCUUGCAACAUGUUCAGCAGAAGGAAUUAUAAGGAUCUAUGAAGCACCUGAUGUAAUGAAUUUAAGUCAGUGGACAUUGCAACAUGAAGUUCAGUGUAAAUUGCCUUUAAGUUGUUUGACAUGGAAUCCCAGUUUGUCAAGAUUACAUCCAGCAAUGAUAGCAGUAGGAAGCGAUGACACAAAUAUGAAUAUUGGGGGAAAAGUCUUUGUUUAUGAAUACAGUGAAAAUAGUAGAAAGUGGAUUAAGUUGGAAACUAUCAGCAACAUAACAGAACCAGUCCAUGACAUAGAGUUUGCACCAAAUCUGGGUAGAAGUUUACACAUUUUGGCUGUAGCAUCGAACAAGGAUGUCAAGAUACUUACAUUGUCGCCAGUAGAGGAUGAUCAGGUAGCACAGAGUGGAUUAACAAAGUUAGACAUUCAAACAGUUGGCCAGUUCGACGAUCACGGAGGUACUGUUUGGCGAGUUUGUUGGAAUGUAACUGGCACACUUUUAACGUCUACCGGGGAUGAUGGUUGUGUUCGAAUGUUUAAAAUGCAUGGUAUUAAUUUAUGGAAACCAGUAGCGGCCCUCAAAGGUGAUGGCACGCACGUACCCACCGCUGCUGAGGCUGCUCGCAGUUCUCAAGCAGCACAAACUGCUAGGUAUAUUAAAUUAGGAUCAAUUCAGCCAAAUAGGGAACUGCGGCAUUAAAAUAAAUGCAGUUUUACAAGGAAAAUGAGCAGUGACAAGGAUAUGUUUCAUAAGGCUAAUUUGUUACCCAUGUAUGUGUAAGUGGAUUUAUAGCUCAUGCAUACUUACUACUCAAUAGUUUGAAGUUUUGAUUAUUGUAUAUAAGUUAAAAAGAAUGUGAAGAAUAGUUUUUACUGUGGCCAUAUUUUGUAAGAAAAACAUAUUGUCCUUAGGUAUUAUAUUACUUUUUAUAUUAUAAUUGAUUUUAAUAAUUUA
Sitophilus oryzae (rice weevil) is the source of this 1491-nucleotide messenger RNA. It is a transcript of the gene Nup44A, whose product is annotated as nucleoporin SEH1. Gene Ontology annotation, biological process: positive regulation of TORC1 signaling; cellular response to amino acid starvation. Gene Ontology annotation, molecular function: structural molecule activity; protein binding. Lineage: Eukaryota; Metazoa; Arthropoda; Insecta; Coleoptera; Curculionidae. The transcript has 7 exons. The record is from RefSeq and is a predicted model, not a curated record. Gene Ontology annotation, cellular component: nuclear pore outer ring; Seh1-associated complex. The coding region runs from base 148 to 1236 and encodes 362 amino acids.